CUCCCUUCAAGCAGCGACGAGGGCUUUUUUUAUUUUUUGUGAUUAUCUGCAUAUGCGACACUCACCUCGCCAGGUGCUACUGCGUUGAUUUCCGUGUGAGUUGGUCCCGCUCAGUUUGAGUGGCGCAAUGCCAGGGACAAUCCUGCCCCCGAGAUCCCACCGGCAACACGCACAGAUGGACCGCUCCUCGGCCUCCGGGCCGGACUUCUACCUGAUUGCCGAUCAGGAUACUGUGUACGAGCAGGAUCUUCUGCGCAAUCCCGGCAGCGUCAAGCCAUGGCUCUCUUAUAUCGAGUACAAGCAACAAAAUGGAACGCUGUAUGAGCAGGCGUUUGUGAUGGAACGCGCGUGCAGAGAACUGCCGAGGUCAUACAAGUUGUGGAAACUGUAUCUCGAGUUCCGGACGAACCACCUCCGAGGCCGCAAUGCGACAGUCUACAAGGCCGAGUACCAGAAGGUGAACGCGCUCUUCGAGCGGGCCCUCAUCCUGCUCAACAAGAUGCCGCGCAUCUGGGAGCUGUAUCUCUCGUUCCUUCUGCAGCAGCCAUUGGUGACGCAGACGCGACGCACCUUCGACCGCGCCCUCCGCGCCCUCCCCAUCACCCAACACAACCGCAUCUGGCGGAUCUACAAGACAUUCGCGCGGUCCGCGUCGGGCCUCACGGCCGUGAAGAUCUGGGCGCGCUACAUGCAGAUCCACCCGGAGAACGCCGAAGAGUACAUCGCCCUGCUGGUCGACAUGGGCCACUACACCGAGGCCGUCAAGAAAUACAUGCAGAUUCUCGAUGACUCGCGCUUCCAGUCCAAGGAGGGGAAGAGCAACUUCCAGCUAUGGACCGAGAUGGUGGACCUGCUGGUCUCCAAGGCGAAACAGAUCGAGACCGGCCCCCGGGUCGGGAUCGAUGUGGACGCCAUCCUGCGCAGCGGAAUCGACCGUUUUGCGGAUCAGAGAGGUAAGCUGUGGGCGGGCCUGGCGACCUACUGGAUCACACGCGGCAAUUUCGAAAAGGCGAGAGACGUCUUUGAGGAGGGUAUCACUACCGUCAUGACGGUCCGCGACUUCACUCUGGUCUUCGAUGCGUACGUGGAGUUCGAGGAAUCCAUCAUCGGGAGUCUGAUGGAGUCGGCGGCGGCGCGCACGGAUAACGGCCAGAGCGACGAGGAGGCCGAUUUCGACCUCGAUCUGCGCAUGCUGCGGUUUGAACAGCUGAUGGAUCGACGACCAUUCCUCGUCAACGAUGUGCUUCUGCGACAGGACCCCAACAACGUCAUCGAAUGGGAGAAGCGCGUCGCGCUCUGGGGCGACAACAAGCACGAAAUCGUACAGACCUACACCGCAGCGAUUGCCGCGAUCAACCCGAAGAAGGCCCACGGGAAGUUCUCGGAGCUCUGGGUCAACUACGCCAAGUUCUACGAAAACGGCGGCGAUCUGGAUACCGCACGGGUCAUCAUGGAGAAGGCCGUCAAGGUUCCGUUCAAAUCCGUGGCGGAGCUGGCCGAGACGUGGUGCGAAUGGGCGGAGAUGGAGCUUCGGAGUGAGAACUUCGACAAGGCGGUCGAGAUCAUGGCCAAGGCAACCCAGGCGCCCAAGCGCUCGACGGUGGACUAUUUCGACGAGACGCUCUCGCCCCAACAACGGGUGCACAAGAGCUGGAAGCUGUGGAGUUUCUACGUCGAUCUGGUGGAGAGUGUGUCCACGAUUGAGGAGACGAAAGCGGUGUACGAGCGCAUCUUCGAGCUCCGCAUCGCUACGCCUCAGACGGUGGUCAAUUACGCCAACCUGCUGGAGGAGCACAAAUACUUCGAGGACUCGUUCAAGGUCUACGAGCGCGGCCUGGAUCUGUUUAGCUACCCCGUGGCCUUCGAACUGUGGAAUUUGUACCUGACCAAGGCGGUCGACCGCAAGAUUGGCAUCGAGCGACUGCGCGACCUCUUCGAGCAGGCCCUGGACGGCUGCCCGCCCAAGUUCGCCAAGCCGCUGUAUCUGAUGUACGGCAACCUGGAGGAGGAGCGCGGGUUGGCCCGCCACGCGAUGCGGAUCUACGAGCGGGCGACGCGCGCGGUGUCGGACGAGGACCGCUUCGAGAUGUUCGAGUUCUACAUCACCAAGUCGGCCUCCAACUUCGGCCUGACGUCCACGCGGCCCAUCUACGAGCGCGCCAUUGCCGCCCUGCCGGACCAAGAAGCCAAGGAGAUGUGUCUCAAGUUCGCGGAGAUGGAGCGCCGCCUGGGCGAGAUCGACCGGGCGCGCGCCAUCUACGGGCAUGCCUCGCAGUUCUGCGAUCCGCGGACCAAUGCCGGCUUCUGGCAGAAAUGGGAGGCCUUCGAGGUGCAGCACGGCAACGAGGAUACCUUCAAGGAGAUGUUGCGGAUCAAGCGCAGUGUCCAAGCGCAGUAUAACACCGACGUCAACUUCAUCGCCUCCCAGGCCAUCGCCCGCAGCCAACAACGCACGCAAGCCGGGGACAAGCCCCUCGAGGACGGCGACGGAGACGAAGACUCGGCCGCGGCGGCCGAACACGCCGACGCCAUGGCCGCGCUGGAGAGACAGGCGCGGGCCCCCGUGGGCUUUGUGGCGGCCAGCAGCGGACCGGAGGGAGGCAACCGGCCGGCACAGCCGCAACCUGUUGGUGCUGUCGCGGCGCCCGUCAACCCGGACGCGAUUGAUUUGGAUGAUGAAAUGGACGACUAGUGUCUGCCUUAGGUAGUGAUGACAUUUUUGCUUGCAUAUCAGCCAGUUGCAUAGAUGAACCAACUCCAAGCCUCUAUCUUAUCGUCUCGUCCUCGUCCAACUCUAUCCAUUCCACCGCAAACUCCCAAAUCCAUCUCACAAAUGUACAACACACUUGACCUUGACCUACCCACAACCUACAACCCACCCAACCAAGAACCCAUCGAUCUCCUUUGUCCUCUACCCCAUCCCAUUCCAUCCCAUUUCAUCCUUUUUAUUUCACGCGCAUCAUCGCGCCCUGUAUCCGAAUAUUCCGUACAUCUUAUCUUACCUUCCCUUAUCUCAUCUUAUCUUGACGUUGACAUUGGAAUAUGAAUAUCUUCCAGGGUUCAAUACAAUUACCAUUCCUCCCCCUGC
Molecule: messenger RNA, 3088 nt
Organism: Aspergillus aculeatus ATCC 16872
Lineage: Eukaryota; Fungi; Ascomycota; Eurotiomycetes; Eurotiales; Aspergillaceae
Product: mRNA splicing protein SYF1
Exons: 5
Coding region: 128-2692 (854 amino acids)
Biological process (GO): mRNA splicing, via spliceosome; generation of catalytic spliceosome for first transesterification step
Cellular component (GO): U2-type catalytic step 2 spliceosome; Prp19 complex; post-mRNA release spliceosomal complex
Molecular function (GO): protein binding
Source: RefSeq, a predicted model, not a curated record